Molecule: messenger RNA, 693 nt
Organism: Nicotiana tabacum (common tobacco)
Lineage: Eukaryota; Viridiplantae; Streptophyta; Magnoliopsida; Solanales; Solanaceae
Source: RefSeq, a predicted model, not a curated record
ACAAAGAUUGAAAGAAUCUAUGACAAGUUCAUAAGUUCUCCACCGGAACAAAGGUAUUCGGUUGUUAAACCCGAAGAUGAUGUUGGAGAAUAUAUUCUUGGGUACAGAAUUCUUGUUAAUGUUGCCUGGGAUCUUGUUGACUAUGUGCUCAUGCCUGUGAACCUUGUAGAGAACUUCCAUUGGUUGUUGCUAGUUUUUGACAUAAAGGACAGACAACUUUAUGUUUAUGAUUCCAUGGUGAGAGCAAACCGUCAUAAAACAGUUGAGACAUUGGUUGACAAGUUUUCAAUCAUUAUCCCUCUGUAUUUGUCAUGCACUGGUUUCUAUGGUAAACGUAAAGACAUUAACUUCAAGAGCACAAAGGCAUACAUCGAAAAACCAGUUACGGACCCUCUCGACAUACAAUGGAUGGUUGCUGAGAUUCCACAACAAAAGGAAGGCUCAGUCGAUUGUGGUGUAUUUGUGGCUGCAUUUGCGGAGUAUGUUAGCCUUGGAGAUUUGGCAAUCCCAAAGGAAGAUCUUUCUGAUAUUGACCAACACCGUAGACGCUAUGGAGCUCUACUGUGGGACUAUGCAACAAAGAAGCAAGAAGAUGGGUCAAUCAGUGAGAGUGAGGUUACUGGCAGGCUAGCAAGGAGGAAGGGUGCUCCGGCAAAAAACGAGAAGACUAGAGUGCAACGAAAGAAGAAAUAG